This is a messenger RNA of Morchella importuna, 1182 nucleotides long. RefSeq lists its product as uncharacterized. Lineage: Eukaryota; Fungi; Ascomycota; Pezizomycetes; Pezizales; Morchellaceae. The record is from RefSeq and is a predicted model, not a curated record. Gene Ontology annotation, molecular function: protein serine/threonine/tyrosine kinase activity; protein serine/threonine kinase activity; ATP binding. The transcript has 7 exons. Gene Ontology annotation, biological process: protein phosphorylation; signal transduction. Gene Ontology annotation, cellular component: cytoplasm. Bases 1 to 1182 code for a protein of 393 amino acids.
AUGUCCCAAAACAGACCUGCUGCCUUCUCUGGCCUGCGAAUGGGAGAGGUCAUUCGGGAAAAAGUGCAGGAUGGCUUGACAGGGGAGACAAGAGAGAUGCAGUAUACACAAUGUAAGAUUGUGGGGAACGGUUCUUUUGGAGUGGUGUUUCAAACAAAACUAUCACCCAACGGCGAUGAUGCCGCAAUCAAGCGUGUAUUGCAAGAUAAACGGUUCAAGAACCGUGAGUUGCAAAUCAUGCGCAUCGUGCGGCACCCAAAUAUUGUUGAGCUCAAAGCCUUCUAUUAUUCGAAUGGCGAGCGGAAAGACGAGGUCUACCUCAACCUUGUCUUGGAGUUUGUUCCAGAGACAGUUUACCGGGCCUCAAGAUACUUCAACAAGAUGAAGACUACGAUGCCCAUAUUAGAAGUAAAGCUUUACAUCUACCAGCUUUUCCGAUCUCUUGCAUACAUUCACUCGCAGGGAAUCUGCCAUCGAGACAUCAAGCCCCAGAAUCUCCUGCUCGACCCUGCAUCAGGUGUUUUGAAGCUGUGUGACUUCGGUAGCGCGAAGAUCUUGGUCGAGAACGAGCCCAAUGUCUCGUACAUUUGCUCGCGGUAUUAUCGUGCUCCUGAGUUGAUAUUCGGUGCUACGAACUAUACUCCCAAAAUCGACGUAUGGUCCACGGGUUGUGUGAUGGCGGAACUGAUGCUGGGACAGCCGCUUUUCCCUGGAGAAUCGGGAAUAGAUCAGCUAGUCGAGAUCAUUAAGGUCCUUGGAACCCCAACACGGGAGCAGAUCAGGACUAUGAACCCGAACUAUAUGGAGCACAAGUUCCCACAGAUCAAGCCACACCCCUUCUCGAAGGUAUUCCGCAAAGCUUCAACGGAAGCCAUUGAUCUUAUCUCAAGACUCCUAGAGUACACACCAACACAGCGUCUCUCAGCAAUCGAGGCUAUGUGCCAUCCAUUCUUCGAUGACUUGCGUGACCCAGCGACCAAAUUGCCCGACUCCCGCGGCAGUGGUGGUGUGAGGGAUUUGCCCCGUCUAUUCGAUUUUACUAGGCACGAGCUCUCUAUUUCGCCUGAGCUUAACGAGCGGCUGGUACCGCGUCAUGCUCGCCCGGCAUUGCUAGCACGUGGCAUCGAUAUUGACAACCUGGUUCCGAUGACUAAAGAGGAGAUGAUGGCCAAACUGGAUUGA